Molecule: messenger RNA, 387 nt
Organism: Opisthorchis viverrini
Lineage: Eukaryota; Metazoa; Platyhelminthes; Trematoda; Opisthorchiida; Opisthorchiidae
Exons: 1
Source: RefSeq, a predicted model, not a curated record
AUGCUGUUUGAUCUCAUUGAAACUGCUAUCCAUGCGAAAGAAAAUUUCAAGGGCACCAUCCAACCGUUGUUCCCACGAGAAAAACCCGAACCUAUUGGCAAUGGUCAAUCGCACGUACCUCCUACAACUACGUCGGUGAAUAGUGGUCGAGAUAGCGUAUUUCUUGACAGUACGGAAGGAAAUACUACUCAUAAUAGUAGCAGCAACAAUAGUGUGACCCCGUUGGGUGGAUCCUCACUCGCAGGUCGGGUUGCCCGCUCGCCUGUGUUUGCUGUCUCCAGCCAGAUCAACGUGAGCCUUGCCUAUGCCAAUGCCUACGGAGAGUGGUUGAAUCCAGAAAAAGAGGCUUUACUCUACACAGCUGAUGCCCCAUUUCCUUUUCAAGCA